ACAUUUUUAUUUUUUAUUCGGACACUAGAACAAGAUGGCUGACGGCCAAUCUAGUUUACUAGUUAGUGAAAAGAGCCAUUUCGGACACAGCCCCGGCUUUGGCCGCUCGGUUGUGAAUAAUAAUACUGAAAAAAAGCGCUGCUCCGCCCCGGACGUAAAAACACUUUCACCGGAGAGUUCACGCUCCCCCGAGCGCGCGCAGGCCAGAGGCGAGGCGAGGCGAGUCAAAGAUGGCGGCGAGGAAAGCGGCAUGAUACCGAAGCGAGAGAUUACACACGAAUGCAUCUUUGGGGAGUUCAGCGCUGAUGAGUUCCUUCAGUUCUUCGUGACUCCCCGCUGCUAUGUUGAGCUUCCCCCGUUCAAUGAGAGAGCCUCGUCCCUCAGCCAGUCCUCAGGAAGUUACUGUCCCCCUCCCGUGCCUUACGCUACGGACACAGUGCGCCUGCAGGUUUGUGGGGAAGACUACCAGCACAUCCGGUUCGGUGUGGACGACGUGAUGUCGGUGGAUGGCGUGGUGAAGGACGGCCUGAAGGUGUGCAGCACCCUGAACCCCCAGGCCCCCGAGUUCAUCCUGGGGGGCCCGGGCUCCCAGCGGCCCCCCACAGCCCCCGCUGCGGCUCCACUGAGCCCCCCCCCCGCGGACGCCGGCCGCCUCGGCCCAGACCUGGCCGGAGCUCCAGGGAGCCUGGGCCAACGCGAGCGCAAGAAGAAGAAGAAACGCCCGCCCGGCUACUACAACUACCUGGAGGACCAGGGCCCGGGGGGGCACUACCUGGAGGACCAGGGCCCGGGGGGCCACUACCUGGAGGACGAGGGCGUGGAGGGGCCGGGGGGCCCGGGGCUGGUGAACGGACAUGCGCUGGGGGUCACAGAGCUGGCCCCCGAGGACACGGCGGGGGAUGUGGGCGUGGCCGAGCGGGGCAGCCCCGCCCCGGGGGCGUCGGCCGCGGGCGUGAGGACGUGUGAGAGCGCUGACGAGUCGUCUCUGGACUUCAGCAGCGGCCCCGGCUCUUCCUCGGACAGCAACAACAUGGCCUCCUCCUCCUCUUCCUCGUCCUCUCACAGCGGCGGCGGGGCCGAGGGGGAGGCCAGGACUGCGGAGCCGCCGCCCCCUCCCGCCGAGAGCCCCCAAUCGGCGGGCAGCGGGAGGCAAAGCCCCGCCCCUGGCCCCGCCUCCCCUCCUGCCGCCUCCAGUUCCUCCUCCGCUCCUGCGGGGGGCGACGGCGAGGAGCGCUGCGUGUCCAACGGGCCGGUGGAACCUGACGCCGUUUCCCUGGACGACGGACAGAAGGACUCCUCUGUGAUUGGGGGAGCCGAGGCCCCGCCCAUGGCGACGGAGGCCCGGUCGCCGCCCCCUCCCGCCGUUCCCACGGCGACAGUGCCCAAGUCCUGGGCCAGCCUCUUUCACAACUCUAAGCCCGUCCCUGGGGGCCCGCCGGCCUACGUGGAGGUUAUAAACGCCCCCCCCACGGUGACCCCGGCCCCUGCCCCCGCUCAGACCCCUGAGGGGACGCCCCAGGGCCCGGGGGGUCCUGUCCCGGUGUCGGAGGACUCCAUGGCCCCCAAACUCGCAGAACUGAUUGAAAAUGUGAAGUUGAUACACAAGCCAGUGUCUCUGCAGCCCCGAGGACUGAUCAACAAGGGGAACUGGUGCUACAUCAACGCUACCCUGCAGGCUCUGAUUGCCUGCCCCCCCAUGUACCACCUGAUGAAGUCCUUUCCUGCACUGAACAGCACACAGCGCCCCGGCUCCUCCACACCCAUGCUGGAUGGCUUCGUUCGGCUUGUGAACGAGUUCAGCAACAUGCCCCUGCCACCAAAGCCCAAGCAGCAAGGUGCCGGGGAGAAAGCAGUGAAAGAUAUUCGACCGGGUGUUCCCUUCGAACCGGACUAUAUUUACAGACUUCUCACUGUCACCAAGUCGGGUCUCUCAGAGAAGGGCCGACAGGAGGAUGCGGAGGAGUACCUGGGCUGCGUUCUCAACGGCCUGCAGGAGGAGAUGCUGGCCCUGAAAAGGCUGCUAUCUCCGCUGGAAGAGAAGGCGGUGACGCUGAACGGUCCGGGGGCCCAGCAGGACCCCCCGGGGGAGGAGGAGGGGCAGGACAGCGAGGACGAGUGGGAGCAAGUCGGCCCCCGAAACAAGACGUCCAUCACACGACAGGCCGACUUCGUCAGGACGCCCAUUUCUGACAUAUUCGGAGGUCAUAUCAGGUCGGUGGUGUACCAGCAGAGCUCCAGGGAGUCGGCCACGCUGCAGCCCUUCUUCACGCUGCAGCUGGACAUCCAGGCCGAGAGGGUGCGCUCCCUGCAGGAGGCGCUGGAGGCGCUGGUGGCCCGGGAGUCUGUCCAGGGCUACACCUCCAAGACCAAGCAGGAGGUGGAGGUGGGCCGGCGCGUGACCCUGGAGCGCCUCCCUCCCGUGCUCGUGCUCCAUCUCAAACGCUUCGUGUUCGAGAAGACCGGCGGCUGCCAGAAGCUCGUCAAGAACAUCGAUUACCCCAUCGACCUGGAGAUCAGCAAAGAUCUCCUAUCGCCCGGCGUCCGGAGCAGAACCUUCAGAGGCCAGAGAAACUACCGCCUCUUUGCAGUGGUGUAUCACCAUGGGAACAGUGCGACCGGCGGCCAUUACAGCACGGACGUCUUCCACAUCGUGAGUGGCUGGCUGCGCAUCGAUGACCAGGCGGUGCGGGUUAUCGGGCAGUACCAGGUGGUGAAGCCGGCCGCCGAACGCAGCGCCUACCUGCUGUACUACCGCCGCGUGGAGCUGAUGUAGCGCCUCUGCGGGGACCUGACGUAGCACCAGCGCUCCUGCACCUCCUGGCCCACCAACACUGCCCCUGCACCUCCUGGCCCAGCAACACUGCUCCUGCACCUCCUGGCCCACCAACACUGCCCUGCUCCUGCACCUCCUGGCCCACAAACACUGCCCUGCCCCUGCACCUCCUGGCCCACAAACACUGCCCUACUCCAGCACCUCCUGGCCCACAAACACUGCCCCUGCACCUCCUGGCCCACCAACACUGCUCCUGCACCUCCUGGCCCACCAACACUGCUCCUGCUCCUGCACCUCCUGGACCACAAACACUGCCCCUGCACCUCCUGGCCCACAAACACUGCCCUGCCCCUGCACCUCCUGGCCCACAAACACUGCCCCUGCACCUCCUGGCCCACAAACACUGCGCUGCUCCUGCUUCUCACAUGUGAGCUGUUCCCUCCUGCUUUCCCAACACCCCCCUGAUCCUUUUAUCCUCCUGGAAGAUGCGGGAACGUUGUGAAAGUCCGUCUGCGGGCCGCUGCCCAGUGCUUGUGUCUGCAGCGCGGAUGUGUUUUUAACCGCAGAGGAAAAUAAAAAAAAUUUGGACGGGGAGACUGGGAGCACCUGAGACUAAUUCUGCGCCUCCUCUCCCACCCUGACUGGGAACAUGUACUGGCCUGAGACCCAUCAGCUGAGGCUGCAGUCAUGGGACUACUGGAAUGUUUUUUUUUUCUUUUUGGUUCAUUUUUUUCUUUUUUUAAAGAAAGGGCAGGAAGAAUCCACAGCGUUUUAGCCAAGGGGGGGAGGGUUUACUGGACUCAUCUCCAGCAGUUUGUUCCCUCUCACACCAGUGAGUGAGUUGAGUUGAGUGAGUUGAGUGAGUUGAGUGAGUUGAGUGAGUUGAGUGAGUUGAGUGAGGUGAGUGAGGUGAGUGAGGUGAGUGAGUGAGUGAGUGAGUGAGUGAGUGAGUGAGUGAGUGAGUGAGUGAGUGAGUGAGUGAGUGAGUGAGUGAGUGAGUGAGUGAGUGAGUGAGUGAGUGAGUGAGUGAGUGAGUGAGUGAGUGAGUGAGUGAGUGAGUGAGUGAGUGAGUGAGUGAGUGAGUCACUCUCCUCCUCACCCAGCCUUCCUCAUGUUUUUAAAAACAGGAGACCCUUCUGACAUCAUCAGUACAAACCGCCAAUGAGAGGAGCUGCUGUGACUCAACAAACCCCUCCCCUUUCUUUUUCUUUUUUUUUUUGUGAGAACUUCUGUGUGAUUUCUGGGUGUAGAAUUAGAAAAGAGAAUCUAAACUGUUUUAAUGCGCUUUAGGGUAAGGAAAAGGCUUAACGUGCACGUAAAAUGUAAAUGAAUAAAAUAAGGCACUGCUUGUGCGGAUGCACAUUUUUGCAGUUCGAUAUGUUUAAAAAAAAAACAAAAACAAACAAACACAAAACCCUGUGUGACAGUGACUAUCCCAGCCGUGGAGCUGUGGGCAUGAGCUGGAGGGAAACCAAUGAACACGGAGAUGCACCUCUAAACGUCUGCCUUUCUUUUUCCAUCCCUCUUCUUUCCCCAUCCCAUCCUGUCUCGGGACACAAUCUUCCACUUCCAUCACUCUGCCUGCCACUGCUGUUUAUAUCCCCGUCUUUGACUACUGCUAAAGAAGGCCUCCGUCGCGCUGCCGACUGCCCUUUCGCCCGCGUUCUGGGCCGUGAAGUCGAUCGUCAAGACCAGAGCGGCCGCGGUCUGCAGAAUGUUAGAGCCCAGCUAACGGACAGUGUUCUCGCCACGUUCUCACCGCGUUGUCACAGCGUUCUCGCCACGUUGUCACAGCGUUCUCGCCACGUUGUCACAGCGUUCUCGCCACGUUGCGUGGUGGCAGUAUUCGAGCGCGGAGGACAUUUUGUGUUCGCUGGGCUGGUGCUUCCUCUGGAUGGACCCGCCUGGCCUGGGGGAGACUCCAUUUUGAGAGACGCUUCACUGACUCCCUGUGAUGAACACACACACACACACACACACACACACACACUUCUGCCGUUGAUUUCCAAGAUUCCGCUUCGUUAUCACCAUUUAUUAUAUUUAUUUGAAUUUUGAGUUCAAGGAAAAUAUUGUUUUCUAAAUUAUUCUUGCAUUAGAAUUUCCCCAGUUGUUUACCUCAAUUGGUUUGGUUUAAAAUUACCCAUGCUAAAGCACAAAUAAAAUUGUACAAGUA
Conger conger (European conger) is the source of this 4946-nucleotide messenger RNA. RefSeq names its product ubiquitin specific peptidase 10 (gene usp10). The record is from RefSeq and is a predicted model, not a curated record. Gene Ontology annotation, biological process: protein deubiquitination; regulation of autophagy; DNA damage response, signal transduction by p53 class mediator. Gene Ontology annotation, molecular function: cysteine-type endopeptidase activity; cysteine-type deubiquitinase activity. Gene Ontology annotation, cellular component: cytosol; nucleus. Lineage: Eukaryota; Metazoa; Chordata; Actinopteri; Anguilliformes; Congridae.